AUUGGAGGAGAAUGUGGGAGACCCAGAGUGAAUAGCACUACCUGCACAAUUGGAACGACAGAACGUGGGUUCGAAUAUGUGUAACAUUCAGGCGUUAAGCAGGGACACCUAAUAGGGGGUUCUUUCUUCGUGUCAGCGUGUGCGCGUCGCUGUCGCUUCCUGUCCUGGAACUGCUGUCUGCCCUUUCAUGAUUUUCUGCCGUUUCUUGGCAAAAAUGUCAACCAGUGAUGCCGUUCUGAAGAGACUGGAGCAGAAGGGGGCAGAGGCGGAUCAAAUUAUUGAGUAUCUUAAACAGCAAGUUGCUCUUCUAAAGGAGAAAGCAAUUUUGCAGGCAACAUUGAGAGAAGAGAAGAAGCUUCGAGUUGAAAAUGCUAAACUGAAGAAAGAAAUUGAAAAUCUGAAACAGGAGCUGAUUCAGGCUGAAAUUCAGAAUGGAGUGAAGCAAAUACCAUGCCCAUCUUUUACUCCACUGCAAGCCAAUUCUGUGACUGCUGAAAAUGCGAAACACUCUGUACCAGUAACUGCAUCGCCUGGUGCCAAAGAGCAGAUAAAAACAGAAGGAGGAGGAGAAAAGGGGAAAGAAAAAAAUGAAAAGAAAGGAGAAAAGAAGGAGAAAAAACAGCCAUCUGCAGCAGAUGUCUCUAAGCCAGUAGAUGCUUCGCGUCUGGAUCUUCGCAUUGGCCGCAUCAUCAAUGCCGAAAAACACCCUGAUGCAGAUUCUUUGUAUGUAGAAGAAAUAGAUGUGGGGGAAGCAGCUCCAAGAACCGUUGUCAGCGGCCUGGUCAAUCAUGUUCCUCUUGAACAGAUGCAAAAUCGAAUGGUCGUUUUGCUUUGCAACCUGAAGCCUGCAAAGAUGAGGGGGGUCCUGUCCCAGGCAAUGGUGAUGUGUGCUAGUUCACCGGACAAGGUUGAAAUUCUGGCUCCUCCUGAUGGGUCUGUUCCUGGAGACAGAGUCACUUUUGAUGCUUUCCCUGGAGAGCCUGACAAGGAGCUGAAUCCGAAGAAGAAGAUUUGGGAGCAGAUCCAGCCCGACCUGUACACCCGUGACGACUGUGUGGCCACGUACAAAGGCGCCCCCUUCGAGGUGAAGGGGAAGGGAGUGUGCAGGGCUCAGACCAUGGCCAACAGUGGGAUCAAGUAAGCUCAGUGCUGGCACCCCUGCGGCACGCUGGAGGAAACACUGGUAAUAAAGGAGCGUGUUGGUCACAUCUGCCUCA
Molecule: messenger RNA, 1217 nt
Organism: Cavia porcellus (domestic guinea pig)
Lineage: Eukaryota; Metazoa; Chordata; Mammalia; Rodentia; Caviidae
Gene: Aimp1
Product: aminoacyl tRNA synthetase complex interacting multifunctional protein 1
Exons: 7
Coding region: 188-1141 (317 amino acids)
Molecular function (GO): tRNA binding
Source: RefSeq, a predicted model, not a curated record